Messenger RNA from Metschnikowia bicuspidata var. bicuspidata NRRL YB-4993, 678 nucleotides. RefSeq lists its product as uncharacterized. NCBI's taxonomy places the organism in Eukaryota, Fungi, Ascomycota, Pichiomycetes, Serinales, Metschnikowiaceae. The record is from RefSeq and is a predicted model, not a curated record. The coding region runs from base 130 to 528 and encodes 132 amino acids. The transcript has a single exon.
CUGCCUCUUAUAUAUCGCAACCACGUUUUGCAGCUAUGAGUAAUUGCACAGUCAUAUCUAAGCACGUCCUGCAGGGCGCGGCGCUGUGGCUCGUUGCUGAGAAAGCACGGGCGGUGACACACGUCCUGCAUGCGGGCCGCGCCUCGCAAUCCCAUGCCCAGUCCAUUGUUUCCGGAUUUCGGUGGGCGCGGGCUGACUGGGCCCAAUCCCGGUUAUGAUUCAUUCGAGGGAGGGUUUCGCUGUGGCCCUGCGCUGUGGCCCUUCUGCCCGCUGUAUUGCCGUGUCCGGACACUGAGCUUUUUUCGUUGGUUUUUCGACGAUCGUUUUUUUGUCGGCAUCUUUUUGAUUGCCCGUCUUUUUUUUGUUUGUAUUUCUUAUCAGAUUUUUGCCUAUUCGUUUAGUUUGUCUUUUUUGCAGGUGCUCUUUGUGUUGGCUUGUGCCUUUGGUUUGUCUUUUGGCUAUUCUAAUACUAGUGGUCGUGCCAGGGCCUGUUCGCACGACUUGUGCCCCGGUCCUGCCCUCCUAUAAUUUUCUCCACUGCCACGGCACUAUACACCCGCGGCCACAGCCAAUUUCGGGGGUUCAGAUCCAGCGCGCAUUUUUGCUCAGUGCAAUAGAUCCGAUCCGGCCUGGAGAUGGCGUUUGAUAAGGCCGCCCGUUGCCACCCUUCGCGGGGGG